Molecule: messenger RNA, 4218 nt
Organism: Morone saxatilis (striped sea-bass)
Lineage: Eukaryota; Metazoa; Chordata; Actinopteri; Moronidae
Gene: osgn1
Product: oxidative stress induced growth inhibitor 1
Exons: 8
Coding region: 224-1858 (544 amino acids)
Source: RefSeq, a predicted model, not a curated record
GAGCGGCAGCUGGAGGUUUUGCGUAGCACAUGUACGACAGAAAACGGAUAAAAAGCGCGGAACAAAAGCUGCGUAAUGUCUGACUGAGAGGCAACAGAACCGAACCAGACCUCCACAGAACACAGCCUCCUCUCCUCUGAACGGGUUCCGAUAGCUGGAAGAGGAACACACACACACACACACAGAGAGAGAGAGAGCCGCAUCACCAGGAAAUAUCUUCAAAAUGGAUCUUCAUGAUAAAGAAAUUCUCCCUGGAGAGAUUUUGCCUGUGGUGAUCAUCGGUAACGGCCCGUCAGGGAUCUGUCUGUCAUACCUGUUGUCAGGUUACACCCCCUACCUGUCACCUGACGCAUCACACCCUAACCCCCUGCUGCACAGCAAGCUGGGAGAGCAGCCUCACCUGUCACUGCUGGAGCAGGAUCUAGAGUACCUGUGCGAGGGGUUGGAGGGACGGUCGUCCAAUCCCGUGGCCGUGCUCUUUGAUUCGCUCCUGCUCCCUGACAGUGACUUCGGAUUGGACCACACGUCUCCGUUGGAAUGGCGAUACGAGCCGGAGCGUGCGGUCCCUCACCUGGUGCUGGGGAAGGGUCCGCCGGGAGGAGCAUGGCAUGCCAUGGAGGGCUCCAUGCUGACUCUGAGCCUGGCUAACUGGAUGGAGCUUCCUGGACUUAAACUGAAAGACUGGAUGAGAGAAAAACGCAGAAAUGUACGAAACGACCGUGCCACACCAGCAGAGAUAGCCUCCUACUACCAACACUACGUUUCCCAGAUGUCCCUGGAGCAGAGCUUCGCCUGUGGAACCACCGUCACCUCGGUAACCAGACAGCCCGGCAGCCAUGAGGGGUCGCCGCCCUGCUGGAGAGUAACGGGACAGCAGCGCAGAGAGGGGGAAGAGCUUGGAGAUGGGUCUUCUGUUUCGGAGGAGGUGCCUUUCUCCCUGCUGGCCCACAAUGUGGUGUUGGCGACGGGGACCCACGACAUUCCGGCCAGGCUCGGUGUGGAGGGCGAGUCCCUGCCCUUCGUCUGCCACUCUUUCUGGGAGCUGGAGGCAGCCAUCUCUCGAGGCGAACUCGACCAGUCGUCAGACCCAGUGCUGGUGGUGGGGGCGGGGCUUACAGCGGCCGACGCAGUACUGGCCGCCCACCAUCUCAACACGCCAGUCUACCACGCCUUCAGACGCUCGGUCACCGACCCCGGCCUCAUCUUCAACCAGCUGCCCAAACUGCUCUACCCAGAGUACCACAAGGUUCACCAGAUGAUGACUCAGCAGCAGUACCGGCCGAACCCUCCACCACACGACCCCGCUCAGAACCUCCAUGACCACUCCACCCCUUCCUCCCUCCCUCCAUCCUCUUCCACCACCUCUUCGUCCCCCUCCUCCUACCCGGGUUACCUCAGCUUCCCACGCUACAGGGUCGUGGCAUUCCGACCCGACCAGAAGUGCGUUCUGGAGUCUGACUCGGGCCAGCGGACGGUGGUCCAGGUCUCCAAGGCGCUGGUUUUGAUCGGCGCUCACCCAAACCUUUCCUUUUUGGAUGACAAUGGCCGCUCGCUCGGCAUCGACCCCAACGAGACAAUCUCGUGCCGGAGGAACCCGAUCGAGGUGGACCCAUUCACGAACAACGUGGUCACGGCAGACGGGCCGGGCAUGUAUGCCAUGGGGCCGUUAGUUGGUGAGAACUUCGUCAGGUUCCUGAAAGGAGGGGCGCUGGCUAUCGCUAGCGACCUCGCCAAGAGGCAGAAGGAGGGAUGGGGGAGAGAAGAAGGGGAUUCAACCACAGACAGAUUAACAGACAGAUGGGUGGACAGACAGGUGACCACACAGACAGAAGCAGAGGUUUGUGUCGUGAAUUCAUAGCAGGUUUCCUGAGACGGGAAGGUUGACUGGACUGAGGCAAACCAACUCUGAUCGGAUCUGACCUAAUGGAUCCAGACAAAACAGGAACUGCUGCAAACAAAAGCCACAGCUCAUGUUUUCCAGAAAUCCCAGAGUUGGAAAAUCAGACACGCUGCUAAGUUGUUUCAGGGUGUGAAACAGGCAACGAAUGGGUUCUACGACUGUACCUGCACUGAUUUGAAUAGGUCUCAUUAGAUCUACUGCAGAUCUGGUUUGGCAAAAAGAGCAGCUUGAGAGAUGCCGACAGUUGUGCUGGCAGAAUCCCUCAGAGAGACGAGUCAUAUGUAAGUUUGAGAAAUGGAGGAAGAAUGAGAAAGAGACUCUGUAGCGAAGGACAGAAAGAGGGUACAUUCGGGUUAUCCGCGUUAAAGUAAAAAAGCUUGAAAUGUACAUACUUACCACCUGGAAGUUGUUCUGAAAACUCCACCGUGACUUUUUGUGUUUGAUUCUCAUCAAUGCCCUCUGGUGGUCAAAUGAUGCAAUGCUGAGAUUCUUUCAAAAUGACCUCAAACAUAUAUCUUCCACGUAUUUGGCAUUUCUAUAAAGCAGUUUCUUACUGGCAAUGUGUCAGAUAUGGUAUGGUAAAACUGUACCCGUAUUACUUUUAAGGAUCAGUGUGUAGGAUUAAGUGCCAUCUAGCGGUGAACCUAACUUAACCUAAACUACGGUGGGCGUAAAAACGUGAUAAGGUCCUAUUUUCAGCCAGUGAUUGAUUGUCCAUUCUGGGCUACUGUAGAAAUAUUUGUAGAUAAAAAUGGUUCAUUGUAAGGUAACGAUCCCCAUAUUCAGGUGAUUAUACACUGAUGAAAACAUACCUAUGGAUAUUAUAUUGUAGUUCUGCCAAUAAACCCUCCUAAAUGUUACACACUGGACCUUUAAAUGACUGCUUAACACGUUUAGGCUUAUACAAUCAAACGGCUGAGCUGAUGCCUGGCUCCUAUUAUUUACGUCCUGCAGUGGAACGUAGAAAGGAAGAGGAGAAGUGAAGAGCAAGAAAAGGAUGAGAGAAAAAUGCGAACUGAAGUGAUCCUUACUGUAGAAGUUCUGGUUUUGGGUCCUUAUCACUCAGAGAGCCUUGAUCACUACUUACUGCAGUCAGCAUCAUACAUGACCAAAACGACACAUGUUGCCUCAGCCUCGCUGUUUUCAAAUGCACGAUGGGGAUAGUUACAAUAUUUCCUAUUAAGUCAAAAAGUAUAAUAUUGCCACACUACACUGUCACACUUUGUUUCCACAUAACAAACUGGUCGAAGGUGAAUUCCUGCUUCUUUCUUUAUAUCAUUUUCUAUGCGUUUGUAUAUUAUAGAUUUGCUUAUUCCUGUGCUGUGUUUUAUUUUUCAGUCGUAACAAGCAACUGUACCUACCUGAUAUAUCUGAAAAACUUUUGGUGAUUAUGAAAAUGUUAUAUACGUAACAAAAUAUCAGAGAAACAUAGAUAUAGAUAUAUUUUUUCUAUAAUUCCUCGCACUGAAAAUGUUGAAUUUGCAGUUUUUGUAAGAACAGUUAGGCUUCUCAAUGAGUUUGGCUUCUCUGUGAACAAUAAUAUAACAAUGAAUGGAUGACAGAUAACCAGCACUGGUUUUUAAGCUCUGUUUGUGUUGGUGUAGUCUUACCAACGGAUGCUAUUUCCACAUGAAUCUACCACUUCUGUAACGUUAAUAAUAACAAGGAAAAUUCUAUUCUGUGUGUUUUGGUUUAAAAGAAAUCACAUGAGAAUAAUAUUGUGGAAAAUUAAAUCAUGUUGAUUUCAGCUGUAAUAUACAUUCUUUUAAGUAAAAUCUCCAUUUAUAAUAACCAUUGUUGGUUUUUAUCAUGGGGGACUAAGCAAAUAACUGAGAAGAUGUAAUCGUAAAAAAUGACUGAGAACCAAUGAAUUAUCAUAAUUUGUGCCAGCUAAGUUUAUGUCAUUUGAUUAAUUAAUUGGCUGAUUUUUCUUCGGUUCAGUUGCUGUUUUACCAGUUGAGUUCAAAAUAAAAUGGCCUUGUUCUUUUUUACAUUAACAACCUACAUACUUAUUAUUUCAUGUCUGUUUUUAUUUAAGGUUAAAUACAUUUAACUUAAAUUCAACACUUUAUGCCUGAAUGCCGAUCGUGGUCUGUGAUCCACAGGAGGCCAGCAGUGCCUUAAGACACAUUAUUCACAGCAAUAUAUUUCAUUGCCUCCAUCUGAAUGUCUCUUUUUAUUAUCAUGUCCACUGUUUCUUUUUAACACAACCUGUUUGUUUGUAUGAAUGGGGUGAUUUAUAAAUCAAACUAAGUUUCCAUCAGUACUGACAGUUUGUCUGUGGGAUUCUAUUAAAAACCUGUUUUUCAGCAAACAUA